AUGUUACAACAGGCAUACGGAAAUUCUAAAGCUACACUUGGCAGAAUCCAGGCGGGCAGCAGAUUUGUCAUUGAUACAAAAUGGAGCCCUUUUUCAUGGACCGAGUCCAGCAUACCGUGGGCCACCAGCGAGCGUAUUAUACGCUCUGCUGAGGAAAGCAUCAACAAAUUAGCAGUUGACCAAGUCGACAUCUUCUACCUUCAUAGGCCAGAUCCAAUGACACCUAUUUCCGAAACUCUUGCGGCAGGCAGCUACAAUCCGUUAAAUAGACAUAAAGAAACUGCCCUACUUUUGACUUUGCGCAGACUGCGCAUCUCCUUCUAUGCGUACGGUACAUCAGCUGGAGGAUUUCUCGGCAAGACCGCGGCACAAGCAAGGGAAAUGGCUGACAAUGACACCUAUGUCUCAGCAACCUGUCGGCCGUAUUUGCGCAACGCCAACUUUCUGGAGAUACUAGCCCAAUGGAACACUAUUGCAGAAACCGAAGGAGUGAGUCCGGCUGAGCUAACGUAUCGUUGGGUGGCGUACCAUUCAGCAUUACGCUCAGAUCACGGAGAUGCUUUCAUUAUUGGUGCUAGCAGCCCUGAACAACUAGACGAAACACUCAGCGGCAUUGAAAAGGGUCCGCUCAGCAACAAUGCAUGUGCCUAUAUUCAGGAAAUAUGGGAAAAGGCAAAGGGAGUAUAAGUUGCCAUGAAGCAUAUAACUAGCGCAUAGGAUUAUUACCGUCGAG
Molecule: messenger RNA, 733 nt
Organism: Trichoderma asperellum CBS 433.97
Lineage: Eukaryota; Fungi; Ascomycota; Sordariomycetes; Hypocreales; Hypocreaceae
Source: RefSeq, a predicted model, not a curated record